This is a messenger RNA of Soboliphyme baturini, 1872 nucleotides long. NCBI's taxonomy places the organism in Eukaryota, Metazoa, Nematoda, Enoplea, Dioctophymatida, Soboliphymatidae. The record is from the annotation of a GenBank genome assembly.
AUGAACAACAGGCAGCAUCCUGAUUAUGGAAAAGCCUUUGCGUCGAGUUUCGAAGUUUUGUUUUCGCUGUGUGACGACCGUUGUGCCGACGUGAGGAUAUUAGCUGAAGAAUAUUUAAACCGGAUCGUGCGAGGAUGCAUGGGAAACGCAAACAUCUUGAGGGUACACGUGGAACUGUACAGGGAAUUGAAGCGCGGUUGUUCUGCACGCCGCGUUCGCUCUGCGCUGACAAAAUUCGCUGCUCUCGUACAUUUGAUCAUGCCGCAAAAGCGACGAGUGUUUGCCCUUUACUUGAUACCAUGCCUGUUGGCCAUUAUCAAAAGGCCCGAAGAACUGAUACAAGAUUGCUUAGCGCACGUCAGUGCUAGACUGUUGGAAUACUUGUGCCGGUUUUUCAGCAGUGAUGAGAUUAAAGUGCUCAUCAAAUCAGCUUUACCGAACCUGCAGCUACAGUCUGCAGUGGCGCGUCGCAGUAUCGCGGUUUUCUUAGUGGAGCUAUGCCGUCAUGCAAGAAAGAAGCGUGCCGUUUCCGCAUACCUUUUUACUAUCAUUCUCGAUAACAUCACUGGAGCAGUUUCAGAACAGAACGUGCAGCAUUUGCUUGGUUGCUUGUACACGCUUCGACUCCUUUUUCCGUUGAUCAGCGAAGAACUGAACAGCAACAACGCUUGUUUGUGCGCAGCUGGGCGUUCAGCAAUGUCCCCUAGGUCAGAGGAAGAGGUUCAACUUACAGAAGAGAUGCUGUUCAAAGCUUAUGAGAUCGCGCUGUUUUCACUUAGUUGCAACAACAGUAGUCUCGUCACUGCAGGACUCGAAGCGCUGGUGCAGCUAUUACAAUAUGUGCCUAAGCGACUGUCGCAUAUGCUUACAUCAUCAGGUGGCGUGAAACGGUCAACAUUUUUCGAUCGCUCUCCAGUGGAGAAGCAGUACAGUCCGCCAGAGGAUUUAUCCGCUGAUGAUCCACCAAAAGACUCCUUAACUGAGAACAUCCCUGAUAUCGUAUCUUCUCUAUAUGAUGACUUGAAAGGCACCGAAGAUCCGGCUGCCGUAGGGAUAUUUUUUGAAUCACAACGCUGUGAAUCUAACUCUGCGUUAUCACAGGAGUUACCUCAUUCUAGUCUUGACAUCACAGAGUUCACUAAAGAUCACCAGUAUGAGUCAAGCUGUGGCCUUGAUUAUCCUGCUGCUCUUUUGUACAGCAAAUCACUUCAUUUACCUUUAAGUGGACAACUUCAAACCGGCUUAUUCGCUGGCAGCGAUUCUGUGUUAGAAUUUGGCUGCCGAAUGGUGUGUACAAAGUUUUUGCUGUCACUAGAUUCAAAUGAUGUGAUUCCUGACAAAGAUGUUCGCGUCAGCCAUAAGAUAUUGGCAAUCAACGUUGUACAGUUAAUGCUACCCCUAUUGCCAUCCCUGUUUUGUUUACCUUUAUCUGUGAAAGAAGGGUGCAAGCUGCUGGUGUCUGAUAUAAUGCAGUUGAAAAGUCACAGUGAUCCUCAUGUUCGCGGCUGCUUGGCGAUAUUGCUGGGAAUGCAUUUGAAAUACACGCUAGAACGGAGCAGCCAAUUUGAAAUUGCCGAGGUUCGUCAUGCAGAGUGUUUCGACAUAUUAAACUCGGUGUUGCAAGAUUCAUCGAGUAUCGCCAUUCGCAGUGCCUUAAUUGGUCUCAGAAUGUCUUUACGCGGUCUGUUGAAGGUUCGACUGGACAGCACGCUUGACCUUUUAUUACAUGUGAUCAUGCUAAGCCGCAGCUCCUACAGUCUUGUCAAGGUCGCUUUGGUGGAAAUGUUCGAGCAACUCGACUUCAUACAGCUGAACGCUUCGCCAGCAGUCAUUGCGGUAAAUUUCAUUCUAAACGUGUGUCUUGGAACGUAA